Molecule: messenger RNA, 1729 nt
Organism: Haliaeetus leucocephalus (bald eagle)
Lineage: Eukaryota; Metazoa; Chordata; Aves; Accipitriformes; Accipitridae
Gene: ATP6AP1
Product: ATPase, H+ transporting, lysosomal accessory protein 1
Exons: 10
Coding region: 1-1377 (458 amino acids)
Cellular component (GO): proton-transporting V-type ATPase complex
Source: RefSeq, a predicted model, not a curated record
AUGACGCAGCUCUGCUCCGCUGCUGCAGCCCCGCUAGUGUGCACCCUUGCCGUGCUGUUCAAAGUGUCGCUGUCAGUGGACCAUGUACCGAUGCUGCUCUGGUCAACUCGGAGAUCACAGUGGAAUCCAGACACUGCUUUGCAUGAAGGACACGUUGUCUCAGCACAGGAGCUGACCGUACUCUUGCAACCUGUUUUUACCCAGAAUUCCAGAAACCUUAUCUUGUUCCUGCAUGAUACACUUAGCAUAGGUGAUUUCACAUACCUCAGUGAAUUCUACGGUAACAAGAAUCCAUUUCAAAAUGUGCAGGAAAUUCUUCAGUCUUCUCCUUCAUCUUUAGUUUUGCCAGCUGUUGACUGCAAGGCUACCAAGUAUCUUCUGAGCUUUCUUCUGGAGUCAGGAUAUUGGAAGUUAACAAACGUAACUAAUCUUGAUGUCUCUCAGCUGGAAGUGAAUACAUCUGAACCACACUUAUUGGUGGUUCAGCUACAACCACUUGUCAGUGGUUUAAAUGAGAUUUCCACCCUGGAAGCAGUUGCUGAAAAUGAAAAAAUAAUUGGAAGACUGACCAUGGAUCUGCAGGAACGAGAGAUUCAUUUUUCAGUAAUUUAUACUGCAGUGAGACCUUCAAGGAUUUCUAGAAGAACUGAUGUGGUGGGGGAAUUAAGACGACAAUUAAUGGCCACUGAGGAAGACGACAGUUUAUCAUAUCCUCCUCUGAAUGUGACCACUGGAAAUGAUACAUGCAUCCUUUUUUAUGCUAGUAAUUUCAGCCUCAAAGCCAACAGUUCCGUUCUUAUAGAUCUGACAAAUGCAACAUUUGUAAUGCAAAAUGUGGAUAUUUCUUCCUCUGAGUGCUCAGACAUCAACACAACACUGUCAUUAAAAUACACAAAGCCAGUGAAUGGAAUCAGCAGCCUAGAGAUAAGGUUUUUAAUGACCAACAAGUUCUAUGGAGGCUCAGCUAGAAAUUGGUCCACUUUAGAUUCAGUUGAGAUUGUACAAGAUGAAGAAAAGUUUGCUAAAUUUAAUGUUUCUGUCAUCUCUGCUCCUGCAGAGUAUUCAUUUCAUUGUCAGCUGGUGGGAACAAGCAAUCUCUAUCCUGCAAGGCUGAUUCCAUCCAACAAUGAGGCAAGAAACUGGGAUGUUUUCAUUUCCAAGUUGCAAAUUCAAGGCUUCAACAUUGAAAACAACCAGUUUUCUUAUGCAAGUGACUGUACAGGUUUCUUCACUCCUGGAAUCUGGAUGGGCUUGGUGACGUCUAUAAUUUUACUGUGGAUCCUGGCCUAUGGUAUCCAUAUGAUCAUGCAGCUCACAACAAACAGCAGAUUUGAUGAUCCCAAAGGUGCAGCUCUGUCAGUUCCUCAGACAGAAUAGCCAUGGAUUGACUUAAUGCUGCUAUGGCUUUUCCUGGUCUGAUAUUUAUGAUUUUUAGAACCUUUCUACUUCAUAUGUGUAACCUAAAAAGAUAUCAUAGCAGAAAGGGAUAAUUAAACUACAUAUAAAAAGGAUCCUCAUGCUUGGCAACAAUAAUAAUUCUACUUGUUAUUACCCUCAUUUGCUAACAGCCAUCUGUGUUAAGGGUCUGAGGUGAGGCUGUAGAGGUUAUUACUGUAUUUGGCUGUUAGAAAGACCAUUACAAACUGCCAUCAGAUCAACUGUUAUUGGCAAAGAAGGAUAUCACAACAGAGAUAAAUGGGAAGGAUAAAUAACUUAUUUGAUAGGAAAC